AUGAGCAGUACGAGAAUCUUGAUCAAAAUUGUCCCGGUGAAGUAUUCAGGACCAAAACCAAAAGAGAAAUCACAGACGCAUCUUACGGAUACAAGAUGUCAAUCUGGGCCAAAAAAGAACAACCAAGCAUUAUUGAGCCAUAAAUUUAAAAGGCUCAGAACGGGACCCUCCAUCCAGGAGGAAUCCACAAGAGCAAGGAACAAAUCCCUUCCAGGGAACAAGCCAAACAAUAAAUCAGAACCAAGGAAGAAUCCAAGCCGAAGUCAUACCCCAAAAGAAACAAAGAGCAUUCAGGGACAGGAGAGAGCAGGAAAAGAGGCAGGCAAAAGGAACUCCAACAAGGAGAGGCAAUUAAUGAAACUUCCAGAACAAAGCAGAAACAUAGUCAAGUUAGGAGGAGUAAUAGUGCCAAGGGACAGACUCGGUGAAAGAAGCAGCCAAGGCGGAACCAGGAGCCAAGAAGUCAGGAACAGGAAAUCAAACAAGAAGCCACCAGGAUCCUCCCCCAAGCCGUAA
Plasmodium inui San Antonio 1 is the source of this 516-nucleotide messenger RNA. RefSeq lists its product as hypothetical. NCBI's taxonomy places the organism in Eukaryota, Apicomplexa, Aconoidasida, Haemosporida, Plasmodiidae. The transcript is spliced from 3 exons. The record is from RefSeq and is a predicted model, not a curated record. The coding region runs from base 1 to 516 and encodes 171 amino acids.